AUGGGUAGUCGAGAGCUCUGUAUUGAGGCGCUGAAUGCAGGGAUAGAGCCUCCGAGCUUUAAAGACCUUUUACUUCCUGUAUCAAACCCGGCUGCAAAUGCAAAAAAACGAAAUAAGAAAAAGAAGAGGCAAAAAGCGAAAAAGCAAGCCGAAGUUUCUGCUGCCCCGUCUGGAAUCUCUGAGGAUGAGGGACUUAGCAAAAUCGAGCAACUUUCUAUGCAUCCAUCCUUAGACAAGCUGAUGGCGGAAAAGGACAAAGAAUAUAUGGAAUAUAGAAGAAACAUGGAGAGUAACUUUACGGCUUCUCCCAACGGAUCUUCGCAUUACUAUCCAUCGCUGGAUGACAUGAAUGCAAUUUCCUCAACGGACUGGCAAUUUACGUUGGAGUCGAAUGCAGCCGCUGAACCUUCUGAUGAAUGUAUUAUCUCUUCUUCUCAUAUCGUCGAUGAGGCAGAAUUUCCUAUCCAUUUUCCAACUUUGGAGGAAGCUGCUUCGCCUUCCAACAUCUCCUCAAAUUCUGUACAUAAUAACCUAUCACCUUUUCCGCCGAUAGAACCAAUUAUGCCUCUUCCUACAACGACAUCUUCAAAAAAGAAGAAAAAGAAAAAGAAGAAAUCUAAGAAUGCAAAUCCCGCCAUGAAUGAACCCAUCGACCCACAGACGGACGUGCAAGAGGAAUGUGAUGGUAAUGCAGAUGAGCAUGCCUUUCCGUCUUUUCCAAACACUAAUAAUGGGAAACCUAAAGACAAGAUUUGGGCAGCCUCAAAUACUGAAGAACGCGAACAAAUCCGUGAAUUUUGGUUAUCUCUUAGCGAAAGUGAACGGAGAUCACUUGUCAAAGUAGAAAAGGAAGCUGUUUUACAAAAAAUGAAAGAGCAACAAAAAUAUUCCUGCUCUUGCUCUGUAUGUGGUAGAAAACGUCUUGCCAUUGAAGAAGAGUUAGAAGUUUUAUACGAUGCUUACUAUGAGGAGUUAGAACAAUAUGCAAAUAUUCAGCGUAAUCGUGCUUUGAUGCAACAGUCCAAAGCACUAGAUGAGAUCAAUACUCCCAUCGCAUCUGCGCCUAAUGUUGAAAUCACUGAAUAUAUUGAUGAAGAGGAGAUUGAAAAAGAUAUUGAUUUUCAAACAGAGUCGGAAACCCCUGAGGAAAGUCUAGGGGAAUAUGUUUCUCAUCAAGAUGAUACCUCUGUUCAAGAUGGUCAAGGGCUCUCUGUUGACAAAAAUAUUUCCGCUUUUACUGAGCAAUUGGAUUCAGUAGAUGUCGAUGCAAAUCAAGUGGAAAGUCUUCCUUAUACCCCUACGGAUCCUUCUCGACUUCACGAAAAAAAUAGUUAUCAUGCAGAUUUGUAUAAUUUCGGUAGCAGUCUUACCGUUAAGGGAGGUAUUUUGACUGUUGCUGAUGAUUUGUUGAAAAACGAUGGGAAAAAAUUCAUUGAAAUGAUGGAACAAUUGGCUGAACGUCGCAUGCAGCGCGAGGAUAAUAAUACUUUUCAUGAACCGGAAAUGUACGAUAGCGGUAUAGAGUACGAUGAAAAUGAAGAUGAAGAAGAUGAAGAUAUAGAUGAAGAAGAUGAAGAUGAGCUUGACUUGAUGACGGAUGAACAAAGGAUGGAAGAAGGUAGAAGAAUGUUUCAAAUUUUUGCUGCUAGGCUAUUUGAACAAAGAGUGUUACAAGCUUAUCGAGAAAAGGUUGCUCAACAGCGGCAAGCAAAGCUUCUCGAAGAAAUUGAAGAAGAAAAUAGACGGAAAAAAGAGCGAGAGCUUCGGAAGUUAAAAGAAAAGGAGAGGAAGAGGGAUAAAAAGAAACAGCAGAGACUUGCUAAAGAAGAGGAACGGCAGAAACGUGAAGCCGAACGAUUAGCAGAAGAGGCUGCUCAGAAGGCAGCUGAAGCCAAAAAAGCUGAAGAGGCUCGUAAACGAAAAGAGGAGCAGCGUAUUAAGAAGGAAGAAAAGAAACGGCAGCAGGAACUGGAACGUCAGAAAAAAGAGGAGAAGCGGAGAAUGGAACUAGAAGAACGGCAGAGACAAAAAGAGUUAGAAAAGAAACUGAAGAAACAGCAAGAAGAGGAACGAUUAAACGUUGUACGUGAACAGCAAUUACGUUUACAGAAAUUAGAAGAAAAGAAGCUACGGCAAAAAGAACUUGAAGAGGAAGAAAAGCGGCGAAGCGAAGAAGAACAGGAACGUUCAUCAAUAGCACAAGCGCAGGAGGCAGAUGAAGCGGAACGAAAAUUACGUGAAGCUAAAAUAGCCGCUUUUUUUGCACCUUCAAAAGAAGACACUAUGAACAUUGCUACUCAUUCUUCCUCACUUCCUCAGGCCUUACCAAAUACUUAUUUACGAACAGAGCCACAAUUCUCCCCUUCCCGUGCUUCAUCCGUUGCACCAAACUUACCUUCAAUACGGCCAAGAGAAAUUAAUACUCUUCCUUUCGGAACGCCUCAACCUAUUCCGACAUAUAAAAAUCCUUCUCAACUUCCUGAGAGAUUGGCACCUUCACCAAGUUUUAUAACCUCUCCCUCUUUUCCUUCCCCGCUUAAUAUACCUAAUAGCUCUCUUUGCUUAGAUAAUAACGGAAGAUCGAGGCAACUUAGUAGCGGUAACCCAAAUUUGCUGAAUUCUAACCGUAAUUCUAAUGGUCUAUAUUCUCCGGUCUCUCUUUUAACUAAUCACAGUUCUUUUGGUUUAGGCUCAAGCACUCGUAACUCGCUAGGCCAAACGGCUUCUCCUGUGCAUUAUUCUCGAUUUUCAAACUGUAUAUCUCCUUUAAGUAUAAAACCUUCUACGACUAAGACACCACCAUUGUUAUCAAGGUUGAACUUGCAAUCAAAUUCUCAGCAGGAUCCAUCGGAGUUGAACGAUAUAAUUGGAAACUCCGUACCUAACAUGAAUAUGGCUACUUCGAAAGAAACAUUAAUGGGUUCUUUUGGGACGGAAGCCUUGGGAUUGGGAUCUCCGACACCCAUGCGCAGUAGACCUGCACCUAUUCGACGACCGAGUCAAGGUAGUUCGCUGUUAAUGAAGAAGACGCUCAAGGAAGAAAGACUGGGUAGUCGUGCUUUGCUAGAUGAAAACUCGGAUACAGUUUUAUCUCAAAACACGUCGUUGGGUGCGUCCUAUGACGGAUUGAACAGGCGAGCAAGUCAUGGAUAUGCUAAGUCUUUGAAUUAUUCUAAUUGGAAUUCACCUAACAAUACCGCCUUCUACAAUCCGCUCUCCACAGGCCCAUGGAGUUCAGCGCUGGGCGCUUUUACUCCAAGUACUUUAACAUCUGAUGCUUCACGCAGACAACAAAGCGAUCAUGUAUCUUUGGCACAGGGGAAGUAG
This is a messenger RNA of Schizosaccharomyces cryophilus OY26, 3327 nucleotides long. RefSeq lists its product as uncharacterized. The coding region runs from base 1 to 3327 and encodes 1108 amino acids. NCBI's taxonomy places the organism in Eukaryota, Fungi, Ascomycota, Schizosaccharomycetes, Schizosaccharomycetales, Schizosaccharomycetaceae. The record is from RefSeq and is a predicted model, not a curated record. The transcript is spliced from 2 exons.